Molecule: messenger RNA, 1111 nt
Organism: Coregonus clupeaformis (lake whitefish)
Lineage: Eukaryota; Metazoa; Chordata; Actinopteri; Salmoniformes; Salmonidae
Product: 39S ribosomal protein L1, mitochondrial
Exons: 9
Coding region: 82-1041 (319 amino acids)
Source: RefSeq, a predicted model, not a curated record
ACUGCCACACCAGAACCAAAGUUGCCUUCCGUCGUUUCUAAACGAAACGAAUUAAAUGAAGGACACCGGUAUAAACCAAAUAUGGCCACCUGCACGAGGAUUGGAAAAGUUUUAGCAGGAUGCCAAAGACAUUUCCUGGUGGCUGGUGGUCCAACAUAUACAAGGGUUUCUCUUGUUGCACCCAGACAUCUCCCUGUUAGGACCUAUGCUGCCGCAAAGGCGUUGAAAAAAGACAAACAAGAUGACAAAGAGAAAAAAGUGGAGAAGAAAAAUAAGAAUGUUAUAGACGACACAGGUCGUCACAAACCGUAUGGGCUGACGGCGUGGGUGCCGGUGGAUGACGUGUACGUGACCAGGUUCUACCCCAAGCCGGUGCAUGAGACAGCGGUGGCCGUGGACCUGCUGAAGAGUUUCCAGAAGCUGGACUAUACACCUCUGGACCAGCCAGUUUAUAUCAACUUCAAGUUGGACAUGAAGCUGGAGAAAAAGAAAAAAGUGGAUCCCUUCGUCAGCACAGUUCAUUUGCCACACCCGUUCAAGACAAAAGUCAACAAAGUUGCAGUUUUCACAGAGAAUCCUGAUCAAGUUAAAGUAGCCCAGGAGAACGGAGCAGCGUUUGUGGGAGGGGCCGACCUUGUGCAGAGAAUCUUAGAUGAUGAAGUGGAUGCAGACUUCUACGUAGCCGUUCCAGACAUGAUCUCCAAACUACUGCCUCUGAAGAACAAACUACGCAAGAAGUUCCCUAAGAACAAGAGAGGGUCGGUUGGAGUCGACAUUCCCAAGAUGCUGGAGUUGUUCAAGACUGGCCAUGAGUACAUAGUGGAGAAUGACUCUGUCAUCACUAGAGUCGGCACGCUGAACAUGCCCAAGGAGCAGCUUAUAGCCAACAUAAAGACUGUCGUCAAGGAUGUCUGCUCCCACCGGCCGGCUAGCUUCGGACAUUUCAUAGAGCGAGCGAUCGUCAGCAGUCAGACGAGUGAAGGCCUGCUCUUUAAGAGUGAAGAACUUGUAGAGAAAACCCCAACGAAAAAGGAUGUUUGAAAGUGCUUGUGAUUUUAUGUAUUACUGACUGUGUAUAAUGUAUUGAAUAAAGUAUGAAGGAUAUUAUGGA